AGACACAUCUUGUUUAUGAGGUUAUUCCUGACUAAAAUUCUCUCACUGCUCUCCAGAAAAAGGAAUGUGUUACUUUGGAUAAACACAAACUGCCGAAAAAAAGACGUACGUCAUUUCUGAGAUCAAUGCGCAUGUCAUAUGGCGAGUGACAUUGAAACACAAGUUGUGUAAAGUUGUUCAAACAUGUGUAAAGGAACUGAAAAAGAUACAUGAAAGAGAUGCAUGGAAAUGUGCCAAAUUCUUCUGAAAAUACAAAAUAUUAAUCGAUUCCAGCAUUGGGAUUGUGACAUAAUGUGGAAUAUAGAUGUACGUGAGUCUUUGUGAGAUCACGUGGUUCUACAUGCUUCGUGGGAUAAAGAUCUUCUAGAUUAUGUAGAUGGCAUUUUGAUGAGGAAGGGCAAAAGAAGGGUCUUUAGCAGCCUUGAUGUUCAUUUUACUAAUGAUAGAGGUUUUUGCCAUAUUAAGACUGAGGAGUGUGAAAUAGCAAAAGCCAACACUGAUUCAUGUUCUGCAUCUAAAAUUACUGUACAGAGUGUUGAAAACUGUCCAACCGGUGAGCAAGAAUGGAUAGAAGCUUCUCGAAGGAAGAACUGCUCAGCUUUUGCCAGCCAAUGCGAUGAUCCUGACAAGUUUGUGUACCACUGUGUGAUAAGUUCAUCUCGAAAUGGAAUAUUGGAAGCUUGUGCAUAUAAAAAGAUUAUUGUUUUUGGAGUCUGUACUGAAUAUAGCUACAGUGCAAAUAGAAUUCAGCCAAGUUUGGGUGCAGCUUGCAACAACUUCACGGAAACACCAUGUCCAAGUGGAUAUCCCUCCAAUGAAGCAUACAAAUACUCUGGUUGCUAUGAACUCACAAAGAAGCCAACAACAGAAAACCCUACAACAAAGACUCCUUUUACCUCUGACACAACAGCAUUUACAGCGACAGUGUCUGUAUUUGAAGGGUCAGAAGUAAAUUCAGAAGAUAAAGAACGCAUUGUUUUCAUCAUGAUAGGAAUUCUUGUCGUCGUCCUUCUGUUAAUAGUACUUGCUGUUAUUAUGUACAGACGAUUUAGACAAAAAAGAGAACUUCAAGGUCUUCAACCACUUGCACUUGAUAAUAUUACAAGUUCUGAUGAGGAAAGCAAUCAGAGGAGAGCUAUUGAGGAGGGAACUUCUGAAGAGAGAAAAAAUUUAGUACCAUCUGGAAAACAUGCUCAUGCUGAAAAAGAAAAUAAAAUUGAAAAAGUUGAUGAAGAAGAGGCAGUUAUUCUGAUAAAGCCAGAUAAAGAAGAAACUGGGGAAAAUGACUGUGAAACACUAGUGAAUAUGCUUAGUGACAGACUAGAAAGAUUAGGAAUUCUUCAAUCUGAACAUAGCAGUGAAGACAAUAGUGAAAACAACAGUGAAUAUGAAAAAAAGAUGAAUAUGGUUGCAAGUAAAAUAUAUGAAGACUCGUCAGGCUUUUCGGAUGAAAACUAUGCAACAAUUCAUGAGCACAUAAUUCAGUUGGAGUCCCUUGAGAGGUAUUUCAAAAGACCAAAAAUGAAAGAAAAUGUAUAUUUACCACCAGAAUGAAAAUUUUGCAAAAAUUUCCGAGCAACUUAAGUGACAAUUUGUGUUAUCCCUUAAUGUUGUCAUGUUAUCCUUCUGUUAUACUAUCAUUCUAUAAUUCUAAUUAUUUUCAAUUAGUUUUGGUGACUUUUUAGCUGAUAUCUGAGAUAAAGGCUGAAUUGAGCUGUUCAGUUUAAAGAUGUGUCCAUUGUCUGCCUUUUACAUUUUUGUUGCUGUUAUCUUCGAAAAUUUUUAAUAAUUUCUUCAUCUGAAUUAGGACUUAGGACUACUACAACUUUGGCACACAUUAUCUUGAGGUACAUGUAAAAGGAUUCCCAAGAUUUUUCAAUAGAAAUGACACACUCUCUUUUUCCAGGAAAAAAAAAAAUUGGAAGUUGGAUUGACUGUCUGAAAAUCUACAUAAUAUUUCUAUUAAUGGGUCAGAAAAUGUCAAAUUUAUGUUGAAGUAUCUUUGGCUAGUUAAGGUUUGUCAAAUCAUGACCCAGCUGGGAUAGGGUGGGUUCUCAAUUGGUGAUCAAAAUAGUACAUAAAAAACCUGAGGGAAACAUUUUUGCAAUCUUCUUAGGGACAUUGUAAAGAGAUCUUUCUUUUUUGUUUUAAAGUUGAUAAAGAAAAUGAUACAA
Saccostrea cuccullata (small rock oyster) is the source of this 2174-nucleotide messenger RNA. RefSeq lists its product as uncharacterized. The coding region runs from base 388 to 1554 and encodes 388 amino acids. Lineage: Eukaryota; Metazoa; Mollusca; Bivalvia; Ostreida; Ostreidae. The transcript is spliced from 12 exons. The record is from RefSeq and is a predicted model, not a curated record.